AUGAGUAAUCUAUCGGAUAUCGGAAGCGCUUUGAAUCAAGAUGAAAAAGACUACAUCGAGUACAUUGGAGUCGGCGUAGCCCAUCAUAAGCCACCGGCGAAAAAGAUGCGACUAACGACGUCAUCUGUAUCGUCACUCAUCGUGAAUUCAGAAGUCAAUCAGGAGCCGAAGAGUAUCGACGUCUUCGCAAGCUCUCAACCGUCGAAUGAUGGAUACGAAACGUGUCGAGAAUCGAUUGGAGAUGAGGAAACGAGUGGAAAUCCGGCUGAAAAUGGUCAAAAAUUGGCUGAAAAUGACCAAAAAAUGGCUGAAAAUGCUCAAAAAUCCGUUGAAAAUGGUCAAUUUUUGGCUGAAAAUGCUCUAGAAAUCGAAUCGGAAUACGUCGCCGACUCCCAGGAAGUCGAAUCCGAGGGUUCUAUGGAAAUCGGAGAGGUUUUCGAUGAAACAGAGAUUUAUGAGGCUGAAAAACGAGAAAAAUCUGCUGAAAACAAGCAAAAUGAGUCGAAUUCGAGUCAAGAGGAUGAGGAAGUGCUGAAAGAGAUGGAAAUCGAGAUGAAGACGGCAGAAGAGAAUUCACUCCAAAAAUCACCGUCAUCUCAAGACAUUUUUGACUACGAAUCAGACAAAUAUCCACAGAUUCUGGAGGAUUCAGAAUCCACUGACGUCGUCAGAAGACGACCGGAUGAAGAAGAGGAGACGAUGGAAGUGGAUGAAAAAGAAGAAGAAGACGUCAGAAUGGAGAAUCAGGAAGAGAUGAAUACAGUAGCCGUCGUCGUAGCAGAAGAAGAAGACGUCGAAGAACAGAAAAGUGAGACGAAAUCAGAGAGUUUGUGCCGAAAGAAGAUAGAACGUGUCUCGUUGGAACCGAAUUCUGGCGAUGAAGCCGAAGAGAUCGUCUUAUCAGAAGACGAUGAGAAAUCAGAAGACGUGAAGGCUGCUCCAGAAGACAAAAAGCCCACGACGACGUCACCCGUUGCUCCGAAGUCUAAACCGGCUCCUCGUCCCCGUCCAGACAAUAAAUAUCUCAUAUUCAAACCGGAUUUUCAGUCGCCGAAUUGUAAUCCGAAAACGAAUUACAGAUACUGUGAAGUGAAUGAGAUGCAGAAGCAGGCAGAAUUUUACCGAUCUGGAAUAGAACGUGUCAUCAUCAAUCAGGAUAAAUACAGUAAGAAGACAUGGAGAGAUUUGCCGAAUCCAAGAUACGAGAUGUACAAGAAUUUACUGACUGGAUACGCGAGAGAGAAUCGAUACAAAACGGACUGUUUGAUGUUGUUCAGUGGCCUGAUCCACGAUAUGUGCGGAAUGACAGUCUAUCAUCCAUUCCCGGCGCUCUUUGGAUAUUUCUCCAAAUAUGAAUCGUAUCAAGGAAACAAUCGAUACGCGUUGGAUCAAUUCGGACGAGUCGUACAGAUUGCGUUGUCUGGUUAUCAGUUGUUGCCAGAGCGUAUCUACUGUCUGAUGGGCCAAGUUGAAUCGGCUACACUCUCCCAUCGACAGUGUGCUGCUCUCAUCGCCAGAAUGUUCUUCACCUCAACUGCUCCCAACUUUUUGGGAAUACUGAACUCUAACUCGCCGGUUGCCAUUGAAAAACUCCGUUUCCUUUUCGCCUACUUCGAUCGAAUCUCGGCGAAUCCACCCCAGGGAGUCGUCAGUUUCAGACGAAUCAGCAGACAUGAGGAAACAUUGAGAACAACGAAAUGGAGAGAGAGAAAAUUCCAGAAACUUCCAGAAGUGACGAUGAUUGACGACGAGAGAAUUGAACAGGCGACACAGUGCACGCAAGUUGAUUUUGCAAACGCAUUUCUCGGUGGAGGAGUGACGAAAGAGGGAUCUGUUCAGGAAGAAAUACGAUUCCUGAUGUGUCCAGAGAUGAUUGUCGGAAUGUUAUUGAGCAAGACAGCAAUGCACAACACAGAAUCAUUCUCAAUCAUCGGUGCAUAUGUAUACAGUUCGUACGACGGAUACGGAAAAUCUCUGAAAUGGAAGCCAUUGCAACCGGAAGACGCUGAUCAGAACGACUCGUCUCUCCGUGAUAAAUACGGACGUCUUCCGGUCGAAACGAUUGCAAUCUAUGCGAUUCAAUACAAUCGAUGGAAUGCAUUAAGAGAACAAGUCGACGGAGAGAAUAUCAUUCGAGAGAUUCUCAAAGCAAUCACCGGAUUCACGGCUCAAGAAGGACACCCGUUCGAGACGGUUCCGAUUCGGACGGGAUGGUGGGGGUGUGGAGCAUUCGGAGGGUGUAAACAGAUGAAAUUCAUGAUCCAAGUGAUUGCCGCCGGAUACGCUCGCCGCCCCCUCCAAUUCUGUACAUUUGGAGAGACGAAGCUCUCGGAGCAAUGCAGAAAACUGAUGGAAAAGUUGAAGGCCAAAGAUGUCACUAUUGGUACCCUCUUCGGAAUGCUCAGAAGGCUCGAUGCGCUGCCGACACUCACCGACAGUACCGUCUUCGAUUACAUCUCCACGACGAUCAGCGAUCCCGGAUGGAAGCAAGCCACGCCUCCCGUCCAGCAUCAAGUACAGUAA
Molecule: messenger RNA, 2523 nt
Organism: Caenorhabditis remanei
Lineage: Eukaryota; Metazoa; Nematoda; Chromadorea; Rhabditida; Rhabditidae
Exons: 14
Coding region: 1-2523 (840 amino acids)
Biological process (GO): carbohydrate metabolic process; nucleotide-sugar metabolic process; ATP generation from poly-ADP-D-ribose
Cellular component (GO): cytoplasm; nucleus
Molecular function (GO): poly(ADP-ribose) glycohydrolase activity
Source: RefSeq, a predicted model, not a curated record